This is a messenger RNA of Dichomitus squalens LYAD-421 SS1, 569 nucleotides long. RefSeq lists its product as uncharacterized. The coding region runs from base 280 to 555 and encodes 91 amino acids. The transcript is spliced from 3 exons. NCBI's taxonomy places the organism in Eukaryota, Fungi, Basidiomycota, Agaricomycetes, Polyporales, Polyporaceae. The record is from RefSeq and is a predicted model, not a curated record.
CUGCAAUCCGCGAUAUAGAUCUUGCUCGAUUGUGCCAUGAAUUGAUUUACUUCGCAGCCUGACGCGUCCCAAAGGAACCCCGUACUUUGUGGAUGGAGUCAUGCAUGAGGAGCUACAGGUCCCAGCACCGUCAGACACCGUCGCGCUUGGGCUAAGGCCUCGCCCAUGUACGUCCUCGAGGCGAGCUGACAGCUUUUCAAACUCCCUUUGAGAGAACUACUCGAGAUCCGCCUCGUUGCUUUUGUCGCGACGACCGCUUUGCCGCUUUGCAGGAAAGAUAUGUGGCCCAGUGGUGAUGCGAUUCAGUGUCCUGCAGGUAUAUAUAUUCUGUCUCCUGUCCUCAUCAUGACCCCAUCUCUCUGCGACCUGUCUAUCGUACUGUCCUUCCCGUUAAUACAAGAUUGUUUGCCCCAUGUCGCGGAAGCCAUCCUUCGUGAACCCCUUCGUGCGAGUCGCACGGAAGUCUGCAGCUUCUGCGUGGCCAACACCGGAGCGUCCACUAGACCUCGAUUCGCCGCCUCGAGACCAGAUCCACUCACCGCUGUACACUCCUGACCACCGUGGUCGAA